AUGAAUGCAACUUAUGAUGAUAAGCUGUGGAUUCAGUCAUCAAACAAUUUAGUGGUUGGAAGACAUUACAUCCUUUCGGCCACUUAUUCUGGGAUAUUGUUAGAUGACAUGGUUGGAUUCUACAGAAGUUCUUACAAAGAUGCUAACAAAAAUAUACGAUGGCUUGCAGUAACUCAGUUCCAAUCUGCCUUUGCUCGAAGAGCCUUCCCAUGUUUUGACGAACCGAAACUCAAAGCUACCUUUAAUAUAUCCAUCAUUCACCCUCAAGAUGUCCAUGCUCUCAGUAACAUGCCCGUAAUGUCUACACAAAUAUAUAACCAAACUGUGGGUCUAAUUAAAACGACAUUCCAAAAAACUCCUAAAAUGUCCACAUAUCUGAUUGCGUUCGUUAUAUCCGAUUUUGCCGGGAAGUUUAUAAACAACACACAAUUAACCCCCCGAAUUGGGAAACUGUAUGAGGUUGCUAUUCCUGACUUUUCGUUUGGAGCUAUGGAAAAUUGGGGCCUUAAUACCUACAGAGAGAGUUUACUGCUCUAUCACCAGAACGAGUCGCCAUUUGCUACUAGAGCAUCAAUUGCAACAAUUAUGAUGCACGAAGUAGCUCAUAUGUGGUUUGGAAAUUUGGUAACUUGUGACUGGUGGUCGUUCCUUUGGCUAAAUGAGGGAUUUGCAAACUACUUUCAAUACUUUGGAACAGCAGGGGUUGAAACCGGAAUGGAUCUGGAUAAAUUAUUUGUAGUGGAACAAGUGCAAGACACUUUUGCAAGUGAUUCCUCAACUUUCUCCCCAUCUCUUAACGCAAACUGCUCCACAGUAAGCGAAAUCGAGGAUAAAUUCGAUGGACUUAGUUACAAGAAAGGAACCCCGGAACAACUAUACUCUGCUUGGUCAAAUUACUCUCAAUCCUUGCCAGCAGGAUUAUCGUUAUCGACCAUUUUAAAAAGUUGGACUGAUGUAGGAGGUUUCCCUCUGGUGAAUGUAUCUUUAUCUGGCAAUAACGUAGUCAUAUCACAGAAACAAUUUCUAGCAGAUCCUUCGGAAUCAUCCAACAGUCAAUGGUACGUACCCCUUACCUAUACCACCUCCCUUGAACGGAAUUUCGACAAUACAACACCGUCUCGAUAUUACCGAGUGACUUACGACGACGGAUUAUGGUCCCAAUUAGCAAGCGGAUUACAAAAAAAUAAUUUCGACGGCAUCCCAGAUUUAAACAGAGCUCAAAUAGUAGACGACCUUCUAACAUUAGCAAGCUCGAGGCAGAUUUCCUAUUCAAAAGCCUUAAACAUAAUUUCGUUCCUUUCAAAGGACACCAGCUAUUACCCAUGGUACUCUGCAUUCGGAUCCUUUUCAUAUUUGAGAGAAAGGUUUCUAACUCAUCCUACUCUUGGAAAGCCCUUUAAGGAUCAUCUGUUGAAACUAAUGGAUUCAGUUUACAAAAGCGUUUCAUUCGCAAGAAAUUCUUCAGAAUCAUACGUGGAGGUCCAGAAGAAAGAACUGGCAUUGUGGUGGGCUUGUUAUUUAGGGCACACUGACUGUAUACAAAAAUCCCAGGACCUGUAUAAGUCUUUAAGGAAUAAUAACAGAGCUGUCAACCCGGACAUUAGAAGUGUGGUGUACUGUACCGCUUUGAGAUAUUCUAAUGACUCUGGCGAUUGGUAUUUCUUAUGGAAUAAACUAAUACAAGAAACUCUGGCAUCAGAAAUCAUUCUAAUCAUAAAUUCCUUAGGAUGUUCCAAGAAUGAAACUUUACUCGAUGAGUACAUAACCCAAACUUUAAACUCUUCGGCUGGUAUAAUACGAAACCAAGACAUUGGUUCAGCAUUAUCAUCAGUUAGCGGAAGUAACCCCGAAGGAAUUGAAAUCGCUUUCAAUUACGUAAAGAACAAUUAUCAAUUUCUUAUUGAUUAUUCCAACGAUACUUCAACAGUACUAGGCAUUUUAGCUAAUGUAGCAAGCAGGAUGACCAACGAAACUCAAAUUCAAAAGGUGAAUAUAUAUUUCUAG
This is a messenger RNA of Agrilus planipennis (emerald ash borer), 2004 nucleotides long. RefSeq names its product aminopeptidase N-like. Gene Ontology annotation, biological process: peptide catabolic process; proteolysis. Bases 1 to 2004 code for a protein of 667 amino acids. The record is from RefSeq and is a predicted model, not a curated record. Gene Ontology annotation, molecular function: peptide binding; zinc ion binding; metalloaminopeptidase activity. Gene Ontology annotation, cellular component: cytoplasm. Lineage: Eukaryota; Metazoa; Arthropoda; Insecta; Coleoptera; Buprestidae. The transcript has 13 exons.